UAAUCCAACUCCAUCCUACCAAAUCCUACGUGACUACUGAACCUAAACAUACCCCUAAAUUCAGUGGAACAGCGUACAAAAGGAAUCAAAGCUUAUUUCCUACAAAGUCCCAGCCAACCUGUGAGGAGCCUAAAUUCCGGUCCUCUUGUAAAGCCUUUUGUUAAUUGCAUCCUGCAUAAAAUCUGCAGUAAAGUUAUUUCAAGGUUAUUGCAAUUCCGGCUGUGGACAAUCCUUUAUUCCUCCCUAUUGUUCCUGGGAUGGGUGGCUGUAGGAUAUAUAUAUAUAUAUAUAUAUAUAUAUAUAUACUGUAUAUACAGAGGAACCCGCACCCUCGCGUCAUGACAAUCAAGAGUUAAUCCUAUACACAGCAAUACUACAUUGCAACACCCCUGUUCAACCCUACACCCCCCAAGCUACUACAUAGCUUUUUGGCGUCUUACGAACAGGAUACGGGUGUGUGCCUACAGCUGUUGCCACCAUUAAAGUGUACUUUCCCAUUAAGAACUGUGAUUAAUGUACUGUGAAAAGAUUUCGCAAGCCGCAAAUAACUGUGCGCACACAAGUGAACGGGACUGUGCUUAUAUUACUGUGUGUAAGAAGUGCGCACGAAAAGUAAGGGGGGAGGCGAAGGUUACAGCGGAGUUACAAUCCCCACCAGACGGGGUUAAAGUCAGCGCCAGGCCUUCCCGCGUGCGAUCCAGCAGCUCCGCCCACCGAGGUCUCCGAAGCCACGGCGGCCAUUUUGGUGGAGCCUCAGACAGAAAUCCUGCAUAAAGGUGCAGUCAGCGUAGCUAAAAAGCGAAAAGUGCUGCAGCAAUCUAAAGCUCUUAAAGAGCCAGUACACUAUGAAGCUCUCAGGUGUCAGAUCGCUGCGCUCAAGUCUUAUAUCAAAGCACUCAAGUUCCCAGUCAUCGCACUCAAGUUCCAGAUCGACGCACUCAAAUUCGAGAUAAGAGCACAGAUGCUUCAUUUAAAGGGCCCACGCACCUAAGCUUCAUUUCAAGGGCUAACGCACUAAGUUAAGAUGUCGGCACCUACGGCACCAGGCCCACCUGCAGCACCUUCACCACCCCCUUCUCCUGCGACCCCGCCAGAGGGGUCACCACAACAAGCAAGAAGGAUGCUGCCUGCUUCACCUCCGGCUCAGCGGCUUAACUUGGGAGCUCCUGUAGCCGCACCUGUCUUGCUGGGGACACACUGGGGAGCACAAUAAUAAUGGGCGCCGGAUCACCAGACACAUGUUUUAUUCUAAUCGAGAGGAGAAACAUAACAGGGAAGAUAAAGUAACAUGAGGAUUUCCAGGACAGGACGUGGAGCGGCUCCUCUAAUCUGAUAAUCCGGAAGGUCUGAUGCUCCGGGCUCCAUAGAUAACGGUGAAAAUAAUAACCCAGAUACGUCACUUCAUGGCGUUAUUCCUCCUCUCCAUCCUAUAAGGUUAUUUUCUAUAUACAUUUCUGUGACUGUGAAUGAACGUAUAUGGAGAGGCGGACACGGAGGACGCUGCAGUGGGGGAGGUCGGAUCCCAUUGUGGGGGAUGGAUGGCAGAUGAGCCUCGGUGGGAGGACGCACAGACAAUGAGACCCUCACAGGGGAGAAUAGGAGAUACCAUCAAAGUGAAGGCGAAUAAAGGACGAGCCCUGGAGAAGAAUGGGGGACGGCUGCUCGGAAGAGAAUGGCGCAUGGCUAAUUUACAAAACAAGAGUAAAAUGCACGAGCGCCGGACUCCGCAGGGUGGACUCAUUGUGCUCGGCCCCUGAGAGUCACCGACCAGUGACAGUGAGAACGCACCAUGGCUACCCAUACUGCCAUCUAUGUGCCACAGGAUCCACAGGACUGAGGAGAAGACACAAGUGGCGCCACCUAUUGUAUCAUGGAGGAUGUGGAGGAGACACCAGACAUUGGCGCACAUAUGUCUAGAGCCCCAGAAUACAGCACAGUAUGCGCGGCUUCCAUAUACAAAACAAAAUAAAUGAACACACGAUGACAGUAAAACUUCCUGAUUUUUCUGUUCCCCAGUGUUUCCCAACCAGGUUGCCUCAAGCUGUGGCAAAACUACAACUUCCAGCAUGCCCAGACAGCCUUUGGCUGUCCGGGCAUGCUGGGAGUUGUAAUUUGGCAACAGCUGGAGGCACCCUGGUUGGGAAACACUGCCCUAGAGAUAAGCAAUCAUCAGAGGCAUCUGGCAGCAGCCUACCACUCCCCUCUCCAUUUAGAACACAUGAACACACACCGAACAUUCACCUGUAUAGAAGGAUCGGGAGAGAUAGCGGUCAGAUGACACAUGUUUUUACAUUCACUGAAAGCAAGCAGAGAUCUUGAAAAUGAUCAGCGAAGAACAAUAGAAAACUGCAGAACCUUUUAUUUAAUGAUGAUCAAACUUAAAGGGGUCCUCCAGCAUGAGGUAUUAGAACAAUGCCCAUACCACAAUAUAUAAAAACUUAACCCUCUACAUUGUUCUAAUAAAAACUCCCACUGGAGGACCACUUUAACUGAUAAAUUGUGGCCAUUACCCUAAGAGCUGCGGAAGACCCUCCAUUUUGUGGUCACUUCUAUAGACAAAUUGUUGUUUCCAUAUAUUUUUAUGACCUAAAUGAAUAAACUGUAUCUCGUGGUAUAUUAGGCUCCUUAAAAAAAAGUGCUUGAUUCUCCUGGGCCUACUGCCAACUCUUCCUGUGCUGUGCCCAGCAACACUGUCAUAGGGGAAUCCAGAGCCAUUCGCAUAGGGAAAUGCUGAUUCUGCUUCACAUAAUAUCCCCGCAUCCUUCCCCCAGGAUCAGGAGAAGUCAUCAGGAUCAGGAGAUGUCCACAGGAUCAGGAGAAGUCAUCAGGAUCAGUAGAAGUCAUCAAGAUCAGGAGAUGUCCUCAGGAUCAGGAGAUGUCUUCAAAAUCAGGAGAAGUCAUUAGGAUCAGGAGAAGUCAUUAGGAUCAGGAGAAGUCAUUAGGAUCAGGAGAAGUAAUCAGGAUCAGGGGAUGUCCUCAGGAUCAGGAGAAGUCAUCAGGAUCAGGAGACGUCCUCAGGAUCAGGAGAAGUCAUCAGGAUCUGGAGAUGUCCUCAGGAUCUGGAGAUGUCCUCAGGAUCUGGAGAUGUCCUCAGGAUCUGGAGAUGUCCUCAGGAUCAGGAGAAGUCAUCAGGAUCAGAUGUCCUCAGGAUCAGGAGAAGUCAUCAGGAUCAGAUGUCCUCAGGAUCAGGAGAAGUCAUCAGGAUCAGUAGAUGUCCUCAAGAUCAGGAGAUGUCCUCAGGAUCAGGAGAUGUCCUCAGGAUCAGGAGAUGUCCUCAGGAUCAGGAGAAGUCAUCAGGAUCUGGAGAUGUCCUCAGGAUCUGGAGAUGUCCUCAGGAUCUGGAGAUGUCCUCAGGAUCUGGAGAUGUCCUCAGGAUCAGGAGAUGUACUCAGGAUCAGGAGAAGUCAUCAGGAUCAGAUGUCAUCAGGAUCAGAAGAAGUCAUCAGGAUCAGGAGAAGUCAUCAGGAUCAGGAGAUGUCAUCAAGAUCAGGAGAAGUCAUCUGGAUCAGGAGAAGUCAUCUGGAUCAGGAGAUGUCCUCAGGAGCAGGAAACGUCCUCAAGAUCAGGAUACGUUCUCAGAAUCAGGAGACGUCCUCAAGAUCAGGAGAUGUCCUCAGGAUCAGGAGACGUCCUCAGGAUCAGGAGACGUCCUCAGGAUCAGGAGACGUCCUCAAGAUCAGAAGUCCUCAGAAUCAGGAGAUGUCCUCAGGAUCAGGAGAUGUUCUCAGGAUCAGGAGACGUUCUCAGGAUCAGGAGACGUCCUCAAGAUCAGGAGACGUCCUCAGGAUCAGGAGACGUCUUCAGGAUCAGGAGAUGUCCUCAGGAUCAGGAGAUGUCUUCAGGAUCAGGAGAUGUCCUCAGGAUCAGGAGAUGUCCUCAGGAUCAGGAGAUGUCCUCAGGAUCAGGAGACGUCCUAAGUAGAGAUGAGCGAACUUACAGUAAAUUCGAUUCGUCACGAAC
This is a messenger RNA of Hyla sarda, 3960 nucleotides long. RefSeq lists its product as uncharacterized. NCBI's taxonomy places the organism in Eukaryota, Metazoa, Chordata, Amphibia, Anura, Hylidae. The record is from RefSeq and is a predicted model, not a curated record. The transcript has 2 exons. The coding region runs from base 2971 to 3921 and encodes 316 amino acids.